CGACUGCACGGGGGGAAAAGACGUUUAAUUGUUAUUGUUAGCCGCUCUUUAUCAAAAUACCCAGACGUACAGAAGUGCACUGCAAAUUAGUUUCAUUAUUUUUAUUUAUAUAUGUAUAUAUAUGCGCAGGAUAAAGAAGUUCACGACCACGGAACGGUUUGUGCACGUGCAUCUUUGUCAUGACGGCAGAAAUGAUUCUGUAAUAAUUCAGAGCAGCGACAUUAACGGUAUCUGGCGUUAGUUAGCUGUAUGCAGUCACCUCAGGGAAGAGCGUUCAGCGUUAGAGCUGCUCCUGCACUCGGAUUCAGCUCGAUCACUAUAACGUCGUAGCCGUAACAACGCGAAAUGGCAUCAUGCUUAAUUAAAUGUUAUGUCUGCUGACCAUAUUUCGCUCCUCUGACUGGUGUCAAUUUGCUGGCAUUUGAUCUAGCCAGCUAAUAUUUGUAGCUGUUGUGUAGCUAGCCCAGUUAGCCAGCUAAGCUAAUAUGCCAAGCAGAUAAAGCCUCCAGCUGACAGCUGAACGCCUCGUCCUGGGUUCAGUUACUGUAUAUUUUGCCCUCAUGCUCGUCUUUAUAUGCGUUGGUGUUGCAUGGUUAUGUUUACAGUUGUGUGAUAGAUGCUUGUUCCUCUCGCACUUCAGCUCUGCCUUAAAGACAUGUAUAACGUUUGUGUUUGUGUGAAAUCAGCCUGAAACACACGGGAUCAAGCAAACGGAAAUAUGAAUGAUGCAGAAACAGCCAGUAGGAAGCAUGCAAGUUCCCAAGAGUUGCAAACCCCUAAAAAUGAGGAUGCAUAUGAAAUCUCCAUCCCAUUUGAGGAGAACAACUAUGAACAGCAGAGUGGCUUUUACAACCAGAACGAUCAAAACUUUGACAGUAAUGAUCCUCCAGCUCCUGCAAGCUCAUACUUGCUGAUCACAAACCUGCGCACACAGCUGCAGAUUUCUCUGGAAAAGAACUCUUGGCUGCAGAAACGCAUAGAAGACCUAGAAGAGGAGAGAGACUUCCUGCGCUGUCAACUCGACCGCUUCAUAUUCUCCACCAAGAGUCAGGAAAGCAACGGUAAUGAUUCUCGCAGUUUUUCGUGGAGGAGACGACGAGAAAAUGAACGCGAUCAGCAAGCAGAGGUUCAGCGUUCAGCCAACCGUCAUACAUUCCCACAGCGGCCUGCUCAGCAGCCCCCAAGUAACGCCAAGGUCAUGAGUACUGGUCCUGGGCCAAUUAGUGCCCAGAUAAGUUCCGUGUUUGGUCCCUCCCAUGCUCAGCCUCUCCUACACAGCCAUGGAGGUGGAGGUAGCAGCAGUGGUGGUAGUAGUAACAACAGGUCUAUGAAUGAUCUACCAGAGUCACUCUCCCUUUUGGGAGAUGAUGAAGAAUAUUUGGAGGACAGCUACCUGGAAGAAGACGAAAUGAUCUCAGGGGAAGAUGUGAUGGCAGAAAACUUGACUAUAAGGAAUAUGGGUGCUCCUGGGAGGCCUCCUGGGGCCCACCCUGCCCUGAAGAGGAGGAGAGUCUUCAGAAUAGCCAGAGGCAGAGAGAGACAGAGAGUGAAAGAUGCUGCUGGGGUCUUGUUUCGGUAUAAGAAGAUUCUGGUGACAUAUCAGCGGCUGAAGAACAUGUCCAAAGCCUUCCAAAUACAUGGUGUGGACCGUAACACAGUUGCCUCCACAACACCCAUUGCCGAGCUGCUGCUUGUGGCUCCAGAGAAGUUGGCUGAGGUGGGUGAGUUCGACCCAUCCAAAGAGAAGCUGCUGGACUAUGCACGGCGUUGCUACAUCGCUUUGGACCCCCAAACUCGCAGCAAGGUUCAGGCACUGAAGAAGAACAAUCUGUUACUCCCAAUCUCUUACAGGUUGAAAGGAGCCGAUGGCCGGUAAUUGGACGGGAGCAAGUGAUUUCUGACCUGUUGUAUCAUAGAAUCCCUCACUGUAUUUUAAUGCACCAUAGAGCACACCUCCACUCUGUCAGCCUCCACCUUGGUGUUGAGAUCAGGCAUACUCUGAAUCAAACCGUACUGUAUUACCUCUGUUCUUUUCCACAGUGCACACACAGAGCUGAAAAGGGCUGGGCUUCCAGGAAGACUGUUUGGUAGAUACUGUCAUUUGUAUAUAGAAGUCUGUAUAUUGUGAGAACUGUCUGAUUUGGGCACAAGCCCUGUACCCUCUAUAGUUCUGUGAUGUCCUAUAUACUGAAGUACUGUAUUAGAGGGUUCUCAGCUACAUUCCAUCUGUGUGUGUAUAUGUUUGUGGUACAUAUCCCUCAGCACUUACCUUUUUCUGAACUGUUCAGUGCUAGUCUGAGGGGUAUAAAAACAUGUGCUCUUUGUUUUAUACUGUGCUAAACUGCACCAACUCAGACACUUUUUCUUUGGCCUAUAUGGCCUCCUCAAGGUGGAACAUUUUUGUGUUGGUGCAUGUAAAUCCCUGACUCGUGACCUCUCUCUCUUUUUAGACAUCACUGACUGUUGAGCAUGAGAAAAAUGUAUAAUGAAACCCCAGUUAGUAACUGGGAUCACACCUGAGCAACCAUGAAUGGUAUAAUAGUAUCACAUAGUUCAGAUGUGUGUGAGUGUGUGUGUGUAGCUCAUGUAUGUUUGCUCUGAGUGUGCAUCUGAAUGAUGUGUGUGUGUGUGUUUGGUUUUAAAGCUUAAUACUCAUGACUACUCUGAUUCCCCAUCAUUCAGGGAACAGGCAGUAGAUUGCAUAAACAGCAUUCGUCAACUCUCAACCAUUUCCAUCAUUAAAUAGUGUAUUCGUACCUCUGAUGUUAUCUUGAUGUUCAUUACCAUUGAUUACGGGUUGGGGCUGCUGCACAAUUCAGUUAUGCCUCAGGAACCAAUCAAUUUCUGUAGACAUUUUAAAAUGUAGAAGGAUAGUCUAGUUAUUCUGUGACGGUUGAUGUCUGUAGCGAAACACUCAACAAUUUGUUUCUCUUUUUUUGUAAAUCUAAAUGUUUUAUCUCAUCUUGAGCCAAGAAACUGUUUAUUCAAUGCUGUUUUUGUCAUGCUGAAACAGAAACAAAAGAAAUGUCCUGUUGAAUUGUCUGAUUAUAAAUGACACUAAAGUGAUUUCCUACUGAA
Messenger RNA from Hemibagrus wyckioides, 3078 nucleotides. It is a transcript of the gene ccdc106a, whose product is annotated as coiled-coil domain containing 106a. The record is from RefSeq and is a predicted model, not a curated record. Bases 719 to 1876 code for a protein of 385 amino acids. The transcript is spliced from 8 exons. Lineage: Eukaryota; Metazoa; Chordata; Actinopteri; Siluriformes; Bagridae. Gene Ontology annotation, cellular component: nucleoplasm.